Messenger RNA from Aspergillus alliaceus, 539 nucleotides. RefSeq lists its product as uncharacterized. The transcript has a single exon. The record is from RefSeq and is a predicted model, not a curated record. The coding region runs from base 73 to 342 and encodes 89 amino acids. Lineage: Eukaryota; Fungi; Ascomycota; Eurotiomycetes; Eurotiales; Aspergillaceae.
CUUGGGUUUCAGCCGCCGGUCAUGACCUAUGGUUAGCAGGGACCACCAUCCAGAACGGCUCUCUGCAACAUCAUGCGUCCUGCUGAUAUCUUUCCCUUAACUUGCCGCUCUUACCCCGUCCUAUCUUUUACUUAUAUCGUGCGGUCCUCCUCUGCAGAUCUUCAUACGGUAAAGCCCAUCAUCGCAUUCAAUCCACUCUUGCCUUGGUGGCUUCUUGCGUCCUCUCUUCACAUAACCUUUCUCUCCCUCCUCUUCCUCCAUUACUCUCUCGAUUCUGUUCUUUUGUCUUGGAUCGUUCCCCCCUUUUUCUUUCCACAGCCGACCCCACUGGUUGAUCGAUAAAAGGACUGCGCUGUCCCUUUGCUUUCGUCCUCCUUAGGAUCUCCCUUGCGGUCCAUUGAACGGCGACACCCCUCAGAUGCUGGGCAUACUGCCAAGGAAACUCCAAUUCCCCUACUGAUUCAUUCAAUACGCUCUCAACCUUCCAUAACUCUUGCAACCUCCUUCAGGAGGCUGUUCUUUUCGUAUCCAACAGCUUC